CGCUCCACGACAGCACCCUUCCUCCUCCGACUCUUCUGGCGCCAGUCUCGACCUCACGAUCCUUGGGAGUUUUCUGUUGCGCCUCCGGCAGAUACGACUGGUAUUCCCGACUACUCCUCGCUUUUACCCUCACAAAUCCGCUCCCAAAGUGUGCAGAUCUACACAUGGCCCAACUGCACCCUCGGAGAGCUCACGUCGCUCUUCACAAGCGUAUUACCAGCCAAUGUAAUGCCGAGUCCAGCGACUGGUACAAGGCUUGUAUUUAAGCUUGUAUUCCCGGAUACGCGCGCGACAUUAGUAGAAGGUGGAAGAGGAAAAUGGAUAGACAAGCCACUGGGAAGUGUGGUGAUUGGAAGCAGCGGGGCCGAACUGAAUGAUGAAGAUGACAUGAAUGGAAAGGGUUUGGAAGGAGAUGCAGCCAAGACACUCGCGGCAGCGCGAUUCGUCAUUGGCGACUACAUUGCUUGCUCAAUAUAUCCUCCUGGAGCAGAUGGGCGCGUGGCUCCCAUGCCUGCGUCAAGUAGAGAGAAUGGAUACGGUGGGUAUGGCAGAGGUGGAGGAGGUUACAGAGGAGGCUAUGGAGGUCGUGGUGGUGGUGGUGGUGGCUUUGGUGCACCGCCUCCACCUGGAGACUGGAGACGUGGCGAGCGUCCACCGCCAUCUGGGGGC
Messenger RNA from Pseudocercospora fijiensis CIRAD86, 669 nucleotides. RefSeq lists its product as uncharacterized. Gene Ontology annotation, cellular component: nucleus. Gene Ontology annotation, molecular function: transcription factor binding; transcription corepressor activity. Lineage: Eukaryota; Fungi; Ascomycota; Dothideomycetes; Mycosphaerellales; Mycosphaerellaceae. The annotation marks the transcript as partial. The record is from RefSeq and is a predicted model, not a curated record. The transcript has 2 exons. Gene Ontology annotation, biological process: negative regulation of DNA-templated transcription.